Molecule: messenger RNA, 2115 nt
Organism: Tauraco erythrolophus (red-crested turaco)
Lineage: Eukaryota; Metazoa; Chordata; Aves; Musophagiformes; Musophagidae
Source: RefSeq, a predicted model, not a curated record
AAACUCUCCUGGAUGACUUCCUUCUCACGUACACUGUCUUCAUGACGACUGAUGACUUGUGCCAGGCACUUCUGAGGCACUAUUGCGCUAAGAACCACCAAGGGAAAGAAGAUGACUCUGAUGUUUCCUGUAGGAAACGAAAAGUCUUGCAUUUGGUGUCUCAGUGGACUUCUCUCUACAAAGACUGGUUACACGAAGAUGAGCAUUUAAAACAAUUUUUAAAGACGAUAUACAGGAAUGUGUUAGAUGAUGUGUAUGAAUAUCCCAUUCUUGAGAAGGAACUGAAAGAAUUUCAGAAGAUACUUGGAAUGCAUCGUCGUCACACUGUAGAUGAGUAUUCACCUCACCGAAAGAAUAAAACCUUUUUCCACCAGUUCAGUGUAAAGGAGAACUGGCUGCAGCACAGAGGAACCAUGAAUGAAACAGAAGAAAUUUUCUGCCGUGUGUAUAUAACAGAGCACUCCUAUGUCAGUGUGAAAGCUCAAGUAUCCACUUCAGCUCAGGAGAUACUGAAGAUUGUAGCAGAAAAGAUCCAGUACCCGGAGGAGGAGUUGGCGCUGGUGACAGUCACAUUCUCUGGCGAAAAACAUGAACUACAACCAAAUGACUUGGCUAUCUCAAAAUCUUUCGAGUCCUCCAGUCGUAUGUUUGUGUACCGAAAAAAUGUAACUGAUUCUUUGAACCCAUUUGCUGAAAAUGAGGAAUUGCAGCAAAGGUCUGUGAGAAUUUUGGGAAUCAACACCUGGGAUCUUGCUUUAGAACUAACAAACUUUGACUGGAGCCUCUUCAAUGCAAUUCAUGAGCAAGAACUGAUAUACUUCACGUUCAGCAGACAGGGCAAUGCUGAAAACACUGAGAAUCUCAGUCUUCUGCUUCAAAGAUGCAAUGAGGUCCAGCUUUGGGUUGCCACCGAGAUACUCCUCUGCAGCCAGCUCUGCAAACGUGUACAGCUCGUCAAAAAGUUCAUCAAGAUUGCUGCCCACUGUAAAGCCCAAAGAAAUCUGAAUUCAUUCUUUGCGAUUGUUAUGGGUCUCAACACUGCAUCUGUCAGCCGGCUGUCUCAGACCUGGGAGAAAAUUCCUGGGAAGUUCAAGAAACUUUUCACUGAACUUGAAAGUUUGACGGACCCUUCUCUGAAUCACAAAGCUUACAGAGAUGCAUUCAAGAAGAUGAAAUCUCCGAAAAUCCCCUUCAUGCCCUUACUUCUGAAAGAUGUAACAUUCAUCCACGAAGGAAAUAAAACUUUUCUGGAUAACCUUGUUAAUUUUGAAAAGCUGCACAUGAUUGCAGAUACUGUUCGGUCAUUGAGACAUUGCAGAAAUAACCAGUUUGGCAAUGAAGUUCCUUCAAAAGAGCAUCAUGAGCUGAAGCCAUACAUCCAUCACCUGCAUGUCAUCGACAACCAGCAAGCUCUGUUUGAGCUUUCUCACAGGAUAGAGCCGCGAGCGUGAAUGUGCACAGCUUCGUAUAACCUUGUAACUGCAGCACUUUGAAUUAAGUGAAUGUUUAUGCCAAGCAUGUUGCUUCCCUAUAUAAGAACAGUUUACUGAGUUUUAUCAGUAGCUCACACAACAUGCGCAGGAAAAUCAGGCAAGAGCCAGCAAAGGAGCUGCUCACAGAGUUGCAGGGCAAGCUUGGUGCCAUCCCCGCUGGUCACCGGGACGGGAGGGAGCGGAGCAGCAACCUUUGAGCUCAGGAGCUUGGUUUCUGUGAAAAUAUUGUUUGGUCCAGUGUAGCUUUCAACGCAGAUUCUGCCAGUAUUAGAAUGAAAGGAAACGUCGUGUCACAGCAGCAAAACAUUUCAGCAAGCAACAUUCCACAAGGGCAUUGAUUCUCAGUUCACCACAGUAUGUACCUCACUAAUUCAAGGCUGCCAAAGUAUUGUUGCCAAAAAUACUGUGCGAUCCAUGCAGCUCCCCCGAGUCCACUGGAGCAUCUUCUUUGAGAUAAGUGUGGACAUCCAGGAAUGGAAAUAUAAAAAGACAGUGCGCCAGAUGAAACUCAGGAGUGUGUCAUGAUGUGGAGGUCAGCAGUGUUAUGGCCCCUUAAGAAUCUGCUUUAUAAAAUACACUGUAAGAGCCAAUCUGCUUUUGUUACAAUUUAUGGACGUAAUUG